Porites lobata is the source of this 2749-nucleotide messenger RNA. The record is from the annotation of a GenBank genome assembly. NCBI's taxonomy places the organism in Eukaryota, Metazoa, Cnidaria, Anthozoa, Scleractinia, Poritidae.
GUUCAAGAGACGAAUUUAACCAAACGUCCACCCUUUAAUGUUUCUGGUAACGGACUAAAGGUAAGACUUUUUCAAAAGAAAUAUUUUAUUUGAUCGAGCAAAGAACGAGGAACAAAGGUUAUAGUAGUUUUUGUCUUAAACUACUCUAAAGCAGAAAAGAGCUAUAAAACGGAUGUUUAUAGAAUGAGCUAUGAAAUUUUUCAUGAUGUUGUGAUGAUGUUGGUAAUAUGAUGAUAUUUAAUGUAACAAAUCAUCACAAUAGUAGAUGGUAACUUUAUAAAAAGUUAUAAAAUGAAAUUCACAGCCUGCCUCGUAGUAUAACAAGUAAACACAGAUUUGUGUCAAACAUAAUUGAAUGUUGAUGAAAACAAUACAGUUUGAAAUGAAGGUCCCGACAGUAAAAAAGAUAUCAGCAUUUUACAGUACAGUCACUUUUAUGAUAAGCUCCUCUUAAUCUGUUUUCUUUUACUAUGUGAUGUGGUAUAAUUGCGAAGGACGCAUUUUGGGAUGGGAUCGCUAACAAAUCUAUAGUGAGAUUAAAUGAAAAUCAUAACCGGCCACAGUCAGUGUUUUAUGUUAUUACGACAAUGUUUUAGAUACACUAGGUAAGGACAGCAAAUUAAGGGAAAAUUACCCUUGAUCUAAUACGGUAAGUUUCGAUAUUCAUGUUUGCGAUAAUUCUAAUACCUGAGACCGGAUCAGAGGCGUGAAUGAUGGUAACUUUUGACACCAUGGCAACAAAUAAGAGAUCAUAAAAAAACUGAUACAAAAAACUGUUUGUUUGAAGUAUUUUUUCCCAGUGUGUAUUUUGAACCUAGCCGCUUUGGAACGGAUGUCAUGUUACUGCAAACUAAAACCACUCAUAAUGGAAUAUAAAUCCGAUUCGAUAAGCUAAUGAACAGUGCCUUUCGAAAAUCUUCUCUUCCCCUCUGAUCUUGAACAAAAAAUCUAAGUAAAAGAUCCACAACAUCUCAAAGUGUGUCAUUACAAUACAUCAGCCCAAAACAAUGUUUUAUUAUGCAAACGUUUUUUUGUUGCGAUACAACCACGAAAUGCAAAUUUGGAAAUGAUAAACUCAUUUCAAAUUCGUUGACAUGAGAAAGGAAGUUUACCUUUGAAGGCCAAAAACAUAAUUCCAGCGUUGCUGAAGUGGUUUAGUUCAUAAGUUAAGUGCCAUAAAGUUUUAAUCGAGCAGAAAAUUUAAUUGGAAGUGAUUAGUCAGGGAGCAAGAAGGAAGAAACAUUUUCCAGCUAGUAUCGUUCAUCUUUGGGAGCAGGUACUAAAUAUGACAAACAUUUGAGACAUUUCUGCUGAAUAAACGUUUCAAACAUAUACUGUUAACAGUAGGUUAGUAAGAUUGUGUUAUAGAAUUUUCAAGCUCUGUUUAUCUUUUUUUUUACCCAAAUUAAAUUUGUAGGCUAAAUAGAGCGUAGGAGAAAGCUGAAUAGGAUAAGGGAAAUUUUGAUAUUUUAAGUGUAAGACCUAACAAAGCUUUCAAGGUAACCUGAGAAAGCAGCCUAACUUAAGAGGCGCCACUACCGAUUCAUUCAGUCUACCUCGGUGAAUUACACCAGAAGUAUAACAGCCGCCGCCCCGAAACUUCAGCUGCCUUCUCAGGCUACUUUCAACGAUGUUUGCAACUUUUAUAUAUUCCUUUUUCCCAGAUGUCUCUACAGGAGGUAAAUGACCUCUUAGUCAAACCCUAUUAUGAGUAUACGUAAUUAGAAAUUUUUAUUUUCCCGCCAGCGUCAAAUGAAUUUUAGUUAAUGGCCCUCAUGUUGUUUUUUAACAUGUAAAAUGCCGUGUGUAACUAAAACAGUUGGUUGCGUAGGCUUGGAGGUUAGAUUUUCCAUUAAAAAAAGUGUCAGAGUCCAGAGAUUUGCCGCUAAAUACAACAUUUCUUUAUUUUUCAGAGAGAAAGUUUACAUAGCUGCCAUUCAUUCAUUUUUACGGAUGUUUAUCCCGUUCUGGUGUAGGAUUUUGUUGAAUUAAUUAAUUUGUUGAAAGCAUGCCGGAUCAAACAUUCUUGCCUUCUUUAACGGAUAACAAAGGACCAGAUGAUAAACAAAGCGCAAAAAUGGGCGCUAAAAAGAAGAGUUUGCGUCAAAGAAAGGUGAACGGCGAUCGUAUGUUUGUUAGCUUUCCUGAAGUCGCGAAGACCAUCCGAGUGGCAAAAAAAACCGUGAAAUCCUUCGCUGUGAAUUCUUCUUCGUCGAAAACAUCGUCCUUAAAAACCGAAGACAUGUCGAAUAGGAAGAAAACUGGCGAAAAUCUUUCGGAUCUGAAUAAAGACCAACUCAGGAAACAGUUGCGACUGCCUUCACUUGUGUUGACGCCAACCUCGGAAAGAAGAAUGUCCGAAGAGCGAUGGAGCAACGCAUUGGGUUUAAGAGAUCGCUACGAAAUACCACGCGGUGUUUUAAACAAACUAACAAACGAAAUCUUCAAAAUUGACCAACAAUUAAGAGAAGAGGCAAAAAUACGUCAAAUUAGAGAACAACGAAUGGCUUUUGACGUUAAAAAGCCGAAACUUUUAUCAUCUGAACUGAAUGAUUUCGAACGGACUUCUCGUCCAGGAUUUUCGUAUUUUCCAUGUAUCGGCAAGUCUGUAGUAGACCUUCCAGCGUCCAAUGAACUUUUCUGGAUAGAAGACAGAGAACAAGAGAGAUUGUUAAGGGAGGAAAAGAUGAUCCAAAGAAAAAUGAGAGAAUUUAAAAACCGUCAUUCGCAUUUUAACCCCAGGGUCUAA